GAAAUAAAUUAAGGCAAACGUAUAUUUAGAAAUAAUAAAUGAAGAAGAUACAAUAAAAAAUCCUACAGAAAUUAAGAGGCUGUGGAACUUGCGCAGCCUCUUAAAUUUGGCAUGAGUCCCUUCCAUUCUGUCGAGUCACUGAACAGACGCAUCUAAUGCUGCGCCCCACGUUCGGCCAAGACGGACUGCAUCUGGGAAAGGGCAAGGAUGGCUGGCGCGGUGAAGGAUGCGGAGGGACCGGCCGCCCUGUUCUCAGACAGCUUUCGGGUGACCCUGAAGACCACUAUAGCGAUAAAUGAUUUCGCCGUCGGGGUAAACUGCACCGUAAGCCAGUUGAAAAGGUGUGUCGCGAAGAGAUUGGGGACCACCGAAGAGCAACUCGUGCUCAUCCACUCCGGUAACAUUCUCCGUGGGUCAGACCUGAUAACUGAGCAUAAAGGAAACGACGGAACAGUCAACCUCAACAUGUUUAUCAGUCCAGAGCUUGUGUCUACACCAGCUUCCUGGAGUGUGGCUUCCAGAACAGACCACGAAGUAGAGAUUGAUCACCUUACCCUUGAUAACCUGACCCCUUCACCCACCUCUCCUCUCUGUCUUGUGGAAGAGCUGGGCAGCCUGGGUCCGUUUGUCAGCGCUCCGGGAUUCUUCCAGCCUCUCCCGAGACAGAUGGAGCGACAGCUGCUCUCCGACCCGGAGCUGAUGAGCAGUCUCCUGGGUAGCCCCGUGGUGCAGAGCGCCCUCUCCAGCCCCCAGCUCACCAAACGGCUCCUCCUGUCCAACCCUCUAAUCCUGCAGCUCCUCCAGACCAGCCCAGAGGUGGCCGACAUGAUGGAUGACCCGGAUGUCAUCGCACAGAUGAUGGAGCUCACUCACAACCCAAACAUCAUACAGGAAGUGAUGAGGAACAAGAACUGUGGCCUAACAAACCGCGAACCAGCCCCUGCCGACUCACUUCAGCGGACUAAAAUGAACUCACAGGAGCGAUCCCUCAGCCCUCUGCGUGUAAAGACCAGAGGAGACCCUCUAGUGACCUCAUCGUCGGGGGAAUCCCAGCCAAUCAGAGAUGAGGGACUGCCACUGCCCUUGUACAGGCAUUCAACAGAGCCCCUCACCAACAUGGCGGACACACCCACUGUAAAUCCUGCCUCGAAGGACCCCUUUUCUGGAGGCAUGCAGUCUCUCCUGGAGCAUAUCUGUGCCUGUCCAGGUCUGAUGGAGAGCUUGCUCUCAGGGCCCUAUGUCAACAGCAUACUGGACACCCUCUCUCAGAACCAGGACUUGGCCGCACAGAUGCUGUUGAGCCACCCGCUGUUCUCAGGGAAUCCUCAGCUGCAGCAGCAAAUCAGAGAACAGCUUCCAAUGUUCCUGCAACAGAUGCAGAGUCCAGAGCUGCUGGCGGCCAUGUUGAACCCUAGGGCGAUGGAGGCUCUGCUUCAGAUCCAACACGGCCUACAGACCCUCGUCUCAGAAGCCCCGGCUCUGGUACCCAGUGCUGAUCUGGAAAGCAUUGGCGUUAAUCCUGCUGACUCCUACAUAGACAGCCCGCCAGCAAAUGCACCCCAGGGGGCCAUGGUGACAGAGCAGCAGCAGAUGCAGUUUGUACAGCAGAUGCUGCAGAUGUUGGCCAACACCAGUCAACAGAGUCCAGAGUGAAGACAUCCAGUAGAGAAGUUGGAGCUACCCAGUGUUCUCAGCUUCAGGGAUCUGAGGCCCAACAGACAACUUCAGGUUCAACGUUCAGUCCUGAUGGAUACACACACACACACACACACACACACACACACACACACACACACACACACACACACACACACACACACACACACACACACACACACACACACACACACGUAAUAAAGUGUUAUCUUAUCUAAGUGAUAUCUUACAGAUAUCAAUGUAUUACAGGACAUAUAACUGGUUGCAUAUGAGGAUGAAUAUGUAUUCAUUGUCUGAGGCCCAAUGUAAUGUUUUGCUGCCAUUCGUGUAAGGGAAUUUCAAUUAUUUACCUCUGUGCACUAUGAACUUAACUAAACUCAUACAAUGACACGCUUAAUAGCAAAGUUUUCACUUGACAGAAAACCCAACAUCAAGUUAGACAUCCUUGAUAUCAGAGAUAGGACUCCUCACAUUAUAAGGGUAAUUACCUCACACCACUAAAAGUAUAGUUAAUGGUUACAUGGGACAAAUUUAACUUGUUUCCUAAUAAUCCGUUAAAUUAUGUGGUUUGUAGUAUUUCUGUUUAAACACCAGAGGGCAGCUUUGCCCAGGUUCUUGAAUGCCAGUAACCAAUUCACGACCCACUGCUUUAUUUAAGCAGAAAAUACGUUUGAUAUUUGUCACUCAGUUUACAACCAAGUGAUUUGGUUUGAUAAUUCUACAUUAAUAACUAAAACUGCUGAGCAGGCAUAACAAACCCAUAGACUAGAAUAAGACAAUAGUACAAUUUAAUGGCAUGUUUUUUUUCUUUCUUUGAUCAUUCUUUUCUCUUUUUGAUGUGUUUAAAUCAUGACGAAAUCUGUGAUCAGGUGUGUAAAAAUGUAACGAAUAACAGAAAUAAGCCCAAAUAACGAAUUGUGUGUGUGUUUUCAGAUGGUUUGAAUGUGGGAUAUGAGAACAGCCUCAAGGUUUUGUCAGGAUUAGAGGCUCCUGAAAUAUCUGGGUUGCGGGUUCGAAGAUGAUCUCAUGGGACAAAAGCAGCUGUAGCAUGCAUAAUACAGGGACCCCCUCGCUAUGUGGGGUUUGGGGUUCAAUGUCUCAUGAAGGGCAUCUGACCAUGUUGGGGACACACACACACACACACACACACACACACACACACACACACACACACACACACACACACACACACACACACACACACACACACACACACACA
Messenger RNA from Gadus macrocephalus (Pacific cod), 2875 nucleotides. Its product is annotated as ubiquilin-1-like. Gene Ontology annotation, biological process: ubiquitin-dependent protein catabolic process. Lineage: Eukaryota; Metazoa; Chordata; Actinopteri; Gadiformes; Gadidae. The record is from RefSeq and is a predicted model, not a curated record. Gene Ontology annotation, cellular component: cytosol. The transcript is spliced from 11 exons. The coding region runs from base 208 to 1653 and encodes 481 amino acids. Gene Ontology annotation, molecular function: polyubiquitin modification-dependent protein binding.